Dichomitus squalens LYAD-421 SS1 is the source of this 1018-nucleotide messenger RNA. RefSeq lists its product as uncharacterized. The transcript has 3 exons. Lineage: Eukaryota; Fungi; Basidiomycota; Agaricomycetes; Polyporales; Polyporaceae. The record is from RefSeq and is a predicted model, not a curated record. The coding region runs from base 121 to 558 and encodes 145 amino acids.
AAUCACCUCGUCUCGCGCUUCUCAACGCGCUCCUUCGACCGGUGGAUAUCAACGCACGUCCUAGACGCCUAAUCUAAAGACUUGUCAUCUCGCACGCUGACAUCAGACCAAAAUCAAAAUAUGCCACGCGCUGCUACGUACGGACGCAUUUGGAGUGAACGCAGGGGCUCUUCCUCUACGGUCACUAGCGACGAGGAUGACCGUCCUAUCCCCGAGAGCGACAGUUUCUCCAGCGACCUCUCGGAGCUAGAGUCUGAAUCUGAGUACAACCCUGAUACUGAGGAUGAGGACCUUGUCAAGAACAAGCCCAGAGAGCAUAAGUUCAAGCUUCAUGAGAAUGUUUGGGUGAAGCCCAGAGGAUGCUUCGAGUGGUUCCGAGGCAGUGUAAAGAAGAUCCGAGAGCCCCAUUCAUCCAGAGGCACAAAGAAACGCGGGACACUAUAUCUGGUUGUAUUCCGCCGCCACCAUACUAACAUGCGCGACAUCUUCUCUUCGACCGAGGGGACGAUCAAGCCAGACACGCCCCGUGUGCGUGCUCUCGUGCGAAUGGCCUCUUGAUGGAUACGCCUCGUCUUGGGUCCGGAAUCCUGCUAUGUCCCGUUUUGGGUGCUUUCUUCGGGUGCCGGUAUUUAGUCGACGUUCUACGAUACGAUAUACAUAUACCAUUCAAUCACAUACCCAGACUGUAUCGAUACAGCUAUACGUACUAUGCUACGAUCAUGAAUAAGGACGCAUCUCCGGACUAGUUGUACGAGUUCAGGGCUGUCUUCGAGUAAUGUAGAGCGCAAAAUUGUAUAUGCAUUUGCCAUUUGCUCAUGCAGACUUAUUGAUCCUCUGGAGCUGAAUCGGCGAGGCUCGGUGCGCCAUGAUGCGCCCGGACUGUGCGGGCGAAUGUCUGGCUGGACCCUCGGACGAGCACGCGCCGAAGCCAUGUAGAAAAGGCGCCCAUAUGUGCUCAUUAGAGUUGGCGCCACAUUCCUCGCCACUUUGUCUUCCCCUUCAUCCCUUUGCAUACCCC